UCUGGCCUGCCUGGCUUGUAUCAGAGGCUCAGUGCUCAUUCAGCGGUUCUGUUCAAACACCCUGGGGCAAUUCAGGCCUGGGUGGGGCUGAGGGGAGGAAGGGCGUUUGAGGGGGACAAGACGACGUCAAAGAAAGAUCAGAGAUUCCACAAUUUCACAAAACUUUCGCAAACAGCUUUUUGUCUCAACCCCCCUGCGUUGUCCUGGACACCAAAUUUGCAUAAAUCCUGGGAAGUUAUUACUAAGCCUUAGUCUCAGCACCAGGUAAUUUCCUCCCAGGCCUCCAUGGGCUUAUGUAUAAAGGCCUCUGGGGCUCGUCCCUGACAGAGCCCAGAGCCUGCAGACCCACCCAGACCCUCUGCUGAGCCUGCUGCCCAGAGCCCCAUGGAGCUGAUAGUCCUGCAGCUGCUGCUCUGGCACAGUGCACUCUGGACCGUGCAAGAAGCCGCCCCCCUGGCCCCUGCCAGCUCCCUGCCCCAGAGCUUCCUGCUUAAGUGUUUAGAGCAAGUGAGGAAGAUCCAGGCUGAUGGCGCAGCGCUGCAGGAGAGGCUGUGUGCCACCCACAAGCUGUGCCACCCUGAGGAGCUCAUGCUGCUGGGGCAUGCUCUAGGCAUCCCCCAGGCUCUCCUGAGCAGCUGCUCCAGCCAGACCCUGCAGCUGACGGACUGCCUGAGCCAACUCCACAGCGGCCUCCUCCUCUACCAGGGCCUCCUGCAGGCCCUGGCAGGGAUCUCCCCCGAGUUAGCCCCCAUCUUGGACAUGCUGCAGCUGGAUGUCACCGACUUUGCCACCAACAUCUGGCAGCAGAUGGAAGACAUGGGGGUGGCCCCUGCGGUGCAGCCCACCCAUGGCACCAUUCCUACCUUCACUUCGGCCUUCCAGCGCCGGGCAGGAGGGGUCCUGGUUGCCUCCAACCUGCAGAGCUUCCUGGAGCUGGCGUACCGCGUUCUGCGCUACCUGGCAGAGCCCUGAGCAAAACCCUGCCCAUCCAGUGUAUUUAUCUCUAUUUAAUAUUUAUGGUUAUUUAAACCUAAUAUUUAAAGACAGGGAAGAGCGGAAAGGAGCCCUAGACUCCUGGGUCCUUCCCUCCACUUCCAAGUUGUUUCGUUCUCCUGCCUGUAGCAGGGAGAAAAAGCUCCUGUCUUCCUGUCCCCUGGACUGGGAGGUAGAUAGGUAAAUACCAAGUAUUAAUUCCUGUGACUGCUCCCUGGCCCGGCUCUGUGGUGGGCACUGGGAAGAUCCCCAGUGAACCCCCUACCCUGAGGUGGGGCCCUUGGAAGCAUCAGGAAGUCUCCCAUGUGGGAGACAAGACAGGCCUGUUUAAUAUUUAAACAGCAGUGUUCCCCAACUGGGUCCUCGCAUCCCUGGCUCUGGCCUCAAUUAGGCUUGUGUUUGCCAGGUCGGCCGGGCCUUGCCUCCCUCACGUCCUUCCC
Molecule: messenger RNA, 1433 nt
Organism: Ceratotherium simum simum (southern white rhinoceros)
Lineage: Eukaryota; Metazoa; Chordata; Mammalia; Perissodactyla; Rhinocerotidae
Source: RefSeq, a predicted model, not a curated record